This is a messenger RNA of Amphiprion ocellaris (clown anemonefish), 1744 nucleotides long. RefSeq names its product sideroflexin 2 (gene sfxn2). The record is from RefSeq and is a predicted model, not a curated record. The coding region runs from base 246 to 1208 and encodes 320 amino acids. The transcript has 12 exons. Gene Ontology annotation, cellular component: mitochondrial inner membrane. Gene Ontology annotation, molecular function: monoatomic ion transmembrane transporter activity. NCBI's taxonomy places the organism in Eukaryota, Metazoa, Chordata, Actinopteri, Pomacentridae. Gene Ontology annotation, biological process: serine import into mitochondrion; monoatomic ion transport.
CCAGCCUGUGAUUGGAGGACGGGCUGCCACGUGCGCAUUUCUUUACUCUCCCCGGUGGUUCGCAUAGACCGUAGAAUUCUGUACAGUCUGUAUAGAGGGUUAGUGUGGUUCGGUUGUGACCUGACAGGUCGGUCUGAGAGGAAACCGGAGGGUCUAAUGGUUCGACUGCAGCCUGAAGAACCUCCUGCAGAGCGACCAGGGGCUUUUUUAAUGCGUCACACUGAACCUGCUUUAGAACACCCGCAAUGGCUUUGAGUUCGUUCGAUAUCGAUGCUCCGCGAUGGGAUCAAUCGACGUUUAUGGGCCGACUGAAGCACUUCUUCAACAUCACCGACUGUCGAACGGCGGUGUUGCCCGACUCACGCCUGGAUGAAGCCAAAGCUUUAGUAGAAAGCUGCAGGGCAGGAUCCGUCCCUCCUGGUACCACAGAGGAGCAGCUCCACUACGCUAAGAAGCUGUACGACUCAGCCUUCCAUCCAGACACCGGAGACCGAAUGAACAUCAUUGGCCGCAUGUCGUUCCAGGUGCCUGGAGGCAUGGCCAUCACCGGCUGCAUGCUGCAGUUCUACAGGACGGUUCCUGCUGUGGUGUUCUGGCAGUGGGUCAAUCAGUCCUUCAACGCUUUGGUCAACUACACCAACCGCAACGCUGCUUCUCCAAUCACUCCCAAGCAGAUUGGAGUGGCCUACAUAACGGCAACCAGCACAGCUUUAGCAACGGCAGUCGGACUCAACCUCUACACAAAGAAAGCUCCUCCUCUCGUGGCUCGCUGGGUUCCCUUUGCAGCCGUGGCAUCAGCUAACUGUGUCAACAUUCCCAUGAUGAGGCAGCAGGAAAUUCUGAAUGGCAUCGCUGUCACAGAUGAAAACGGCAACAAACUGGGUCACUCUAAGAAAGCAGCGGUAAAAGGCAUCACUCAGGUGGUCAUUUCUCGGAUCACCAUGGCGGCACCAGGAAUGAUCAUCCUCCCCAUCAUCAUGCAAAGGCUGGAAAAAUACAAGUUCAUGCAGAGGAUCACGUUUCUCCACGGACCAAUUCAAGUGAUGAUGGUGGGAGCGUUUUUGAUCUUCAUGGUUCCGGCUGCUUGUUCGCUGUUUCCUCAGAGAUGCUCCAUGUCUGUGUCCAAGCUGGAGCCGGAGCUCAGAGACUCCAUCGUGUCUCGGUAUGGAAGCAGCGUCCAACAGGUUUACUUCAACAAAGGCCUCUGAGGCCUGAUGAGCCAAAUACAGACAUGUUUAUGUAGCGUGUCCUCAUUUUCUAAUUAUUAGUCAUCAUCAAAUGCUCGUUUCUUUUUCAUUUCAUCUUCAAAUCGUUGCUUCUCUUUGGGAGCAGGCUUCUGAUCAAUCAUGUCACUUUUUUAUCUGAAUCAUGACAGACUCUGAUCUCCUGUUGAGAAACCAAAUGAUCUCCUCUCAGGAACAUCGUCUGUAGUUGUUUUCUGUUUGUUUCUGUCUCAGCAUUACAAAAUGCGCCUUCGGUUCCGCCGAGCUUCUUUACAGUUUGUGCCUUUUUACAAAGUGGCCGGAGUUUUGACUGUUCUGUAGUUUUUUAUCUUUUCUUUUCUCUGAUACUGGCCUGACUGUGAAACCUGAAACGCCUCUAUGUGUGAGUCUGAGACGGUCAUUCGGUGCAGUGGAAACUGCUGCCCUCUUCUGCCAGACUGGAAGUAGAUGUGUGAUUUAUCUGACAGGUUUUGCACUCUGACCUCAGUAGAAGCUGGAAUAAAACCACAUGAAUAUUUGAA